UUGUUUUUUAACUUCAAAAUAAGAUAUGUACAGUGUGCAUAGGAAUUAGAUUUUUUUAAAAACAGUCUGAGGGACAGUGAACUGGCCCCCUGUUUAAAAUUUUUGUAAAAGUUUGAGGACCCCUGGUCUAGACUCACCAGGGCAAAUGGGUCUCCUCCCUGGAGUCCAGCUCCUCCUUGCUGUCCUGAUGCAGAGAAGGAUGCUGCUGACUCCUCCGAAUGGCAAUCUGUGGAAAGGUUCUUCUCCUUCUUCUGUAGAAACAGCUUCUUCCUGCAGGACAAAGGAAGGGCUUCUUCCUUCCUACUCCUGCUUUCAUUGUGGCGGAAGGCAGAAGAAGAAAGGCUUUCCUGUGCGAAGGAAGGGAAGCAGCAACCUGAAGGAGAAGGUGAGGCUGGCCUCUAUUUUUAGAGCCAGAGUCACUAACUGCAUUCUAAAUCAGUCCCAGCUGGUGGUCUCUUGCCAAGGAGGGAGAGAAGGGAGUCCCAGCCUGGUCUCUUUACAGUAAUGGAGGAGGCUGCUCAGGCUGCGAGACCUGGAGGCGCUGACCCCACUCCGGACGUGGUGCUGGAGGUAGAUGGAGGGCUCUUCCCAGCCAACCGACGGGUGCUGUCCCAUCACAGCCGCUACUUCCAGGCCCUGUUCUUCGGGGGGCCCUUCCGGGAGUGCUGCCAGCGGCACAUCCGCCUCCAGGGCAUUGAAGACGAGUCCUUUGGGGCCCUACUCUCCUGUGUCCAGACAGGGAUCCCCCUGGCCAUCUCCCACUCCAAUGUGGCAUCUCUGCUGGAGGCAGCCGACUUCCUGGCACUGGAGGGGCCCAAGCGGUGCUGCGAGGCCUUCCUGGAGCGGGCACUGCGGACCAGCAACUGCCUGGGCCUGAUGACCUUUGCUGAGCACUUCUCCUGUCCACGGCUGCUCUCGGCCGCCCGUGGUGUGGCCCUGUCCCACUGGGAGGAAGUGGCCGCACUCGACGAGAUGCCCAUGCUGCCCCCAGAGGCUCUGGCUGCCCUGUUGCGCAGUGACCAUCUCUUCGUGUCGCAUGAAGACCAGACCCUGGAGGCGCUGCUGCGCUGGGUGGCUGCGGAGCCCGCUGGGCGCGAGGAGCGCUUCCUGGAGCUGGUGGCCCUGGUGCGCGGUCCCUGCCUCAGCAUCCCCUGCAUGGACCGACUGAUCCGGGAUGGCGGAGGGAACAACAAUGGCCUCGAGGCCCGGCUGCUCCGGAAGCUGAAUGCCCACCUGCCUCACAGCUGGGCCCUGGGCAAAAGGGGCCCCUGCGCCAAGAGGGGCCAUGAGGAUGUGCUGGUCCUGGCUGGGAGGCAUGACCGCGAACAGCAGCAGCUCCUCCGCUUCCAGCCCAAGACGGGCACCUGGCGGCCCUGCGCCCCCCUCCAAUGCAGGAACCUCACCCAGUACGCUGUUGCCGCAGUAGGCAACCUGCUGUAUGUGACAGGCGGUUCCACCCGGGAGGAGUGGACCUGGUCGACGACGGACAGAGUGCUGGCCUACAGUGGCUGGGAAGACCGCUGGGAGGAGGGCCCCUCGCUGCAGACGGCCCGGCACAGCCACUGUGCAGCCGGGGUGGGGGGGCGCCUCUUUGUGGCAGGGGGUGCCCUGGGCGAGGGAGGCCUGACUCCUGCCGUGGAGAGCCUGACCCCCGGGCAGCCCGCCUGGCGCAACGCCAGCCCCAUGGCCUGUCCCGUGGAGAGGGCUGCCGCUGCUGGGAUUGGGGCCCGGCUGCUGUACGUGGUGGGCGGCCUGGAGGAGAGUGGGGCUGUCUGCCCCGCUGUGCAGCGGCUAGACACACAGACCGACGCCUGGGACCUGGUGUCUCGCUCCCCACUCCCCAGGUGAGGAAGAGUGGAGUAGCCCCAAGGGAAGAAGAAAGGGGCCUUGCAGGGGGAGAGGGGAGCAGGAGGGCAGCACAGGGGCGACAGAGGGCCAUCAAGCCAGGGG
This is a messenger RNA of Anolis sagrei ordinatus, 1950 nucleotides long. Lineage: Eukaryota; Metazoa; Chordata; Lepidosauria; Squamata; Anolidae. The record is from RefSeq and is a predicted model, not a curated record.